AUGGCGGCGGCGCUCGCGACCGCCGCUCAGCGGGCGGCAGGCCCUCUGUCUCCUGCCGUUUCUUCUCGCCUUUUCUCUUUUUUUCGCCUCUCGCGACCCGCGCGUGCCCCCUCCACAGGCCCUGCCUUGUCGACGGAUCCGCUUGAGCGCAACGUCCCGAUGAAAGAGAUCCUGCAGCCCCUGUGGGUCUUGGAGCCGCCUAACUUCCUCAGGCGCCCGGUCUGGAGACAGUUCUGGGAGGCGCAGUUCGCGAACCGCAGCUUCUUCUUCUUCGGCAACGCGUGGACGUCCGCCGCGGCCUUCGCCCUCUUCAUCUGGUGGAGCCGAGUCUUCGACCCGCCCCCCAAGGAGCGUCUCGAUCGCUACUGGCUCAACUCACCUAAGUUCCGCAUUCUUUCGGCGUUUCACAACCCGGGGAAGCGCCCAGGCCUGAAGAUCUCGCUGAUGACCUACGAGGCGCGCUACUGCUUCCGCGGCCUCGAUCAUCCUUUCACCUUGAACGAAAUGAAGGACUUCCUCUACAAACUCCGCGAGCAGUACCUGGUUCAUAAGUAUACCGGCAUUCAGUUCCCGUUUGUCUUCCGUCAGUACAACCGCGUCUCCACUCCCGGCACGCUCGAGGUCCACACCGCCCCCGCGCUUCAGCAGGCGCCGCACUUCCACGAGCACGCUGAGGGCGCUGAGGGUUACCACUAA
Molecule: messenger RNA, 696 nt
Organism: Besnoitia besnoiti
Lineage: Eukaryota; Apicomplexa; Conoidasida; Eucoccidiorida; Sarcocystidae
Exons: 4
Coding region: 1-696 (231 amino acids)
Source: RefSeq, a predicted model, not a curated record